ACCGCGCGCUCGCUUAGCGCGGCGCGGCGCCGCUGCACUCUUAGCGUUGUUUUCGCCAUGUUGGGAUAGGCAGGGCGAAAAGCUUCCGGGGAUUCGCUUUCCAGUUUCCAGCGAUGGCUGUUCAUACUUUCAUGUGACAAUAUAUUUGGUUACUGCUACUUAUUCUAAGUUGAGAGAGUUCCCUCGACACCCCCACCAUGUCCUCCCAUAAUGUCACCGUGACGUUGGAGGACGCCCUCUCCAACGUCGACCUGCUCGAGGAGCUUCCUCUACCUGACCAACAACCUUGCAUCGAAGCAACGGCCGUUUCCCUUACGUAUCGCGCAAACUUCGAUACCAACUUUGAGGACAGAACAGCUUACGUUACUGGGAUAGCUAAGUACAUAGAAGAAGCCACUGUUCAUUCGGAAUUGCUUUCAGCAAUUGUCCAAUAUUUUCAAGAUGCUGAAACCCACAAUGAUCUGAAUAAAUUAUUGGAAGAGGGAGAGAGCUAUGCAGUCACACUGUACACAUGGAGAAGCUGCUCAAGGGCAAUGCCACAGAUCAAAUCAAACAACCAACCCAACAGGAAACAGAUUUAUGAGACGUUUGUUGAUGUUCUACGACCAGAGGUCACCAAGCUAGUGAAUUUCAUGUACUUUCAGCAAAGAGCAAUCGAUGUUUUCUGCAGAGAUGUGAAACGUCUUUCCCACGCGGAAAAGAGGAAGGACUUUGUGUCGGAGGCGUACCUCAUGACGCUAGGACGUCUCAUCAACAUGUUUGCAGUUCUGGAUGCCCUUAAGAAUGUCAAAGCCAGCAUCAAGAAUGACUACGCUGCCUACAGGAGGGCAGCCCAGUUCCUGAAGGUGAUGGCUGAUCCUCAGGCCCUGAGGGAAUCACAGGAGGUGGUCCUGUUCCUGGCCAACAACGAUAAGAUCACCAGAACUCUGAAGGAGAACCUGGAGAAGAUCCAGGGCCAUGAGGAACUCCUGAUGGACAUCGUCAAUCUCUGCGUGGACCUCUUUGAACAACGCCAGUAUGUCAUGCCAGCUGAAAAACACAUGCUUCUCAAGGUAAUAGGCUUUGGUCUAUACCUCAUUGAUAGCAAAGAGAACAACAUCUACAAGCUGGACCAGAAGAAGAGGAUUAAUCUUACCAAAGUAGACAAGAUUUUCAAGCAAUUGGAAGUGGUGCCCCUCUACGGUGACAUCCAAAUCCCUGUCUUCACAUACAUUAAGAAGAGCGCCAACUACGAGUCCCACAAGUCCUUUUGGAACCCCGACAUGUCGUCAGCCGCACAAUACAACCUCCUAGAGCACCUGCAACCGAUCAGAGACAGCCAUAUGAGAUAUAUCAGUGAGCUUGCCAGACAUAGCAACAAGGAGGUUACCACAGCACAGAAAGACACAGGUCGGACUGAGGAUGAGAAUCGUGUACUGUAUGAGAUAGCUCUGCGUGGACUGAGGUUAUUGUCGCGGUGGACGUCCCUUGUCACAGAACUGUUUUCUUGGAAACUGUUUCAUCCUGCUGAGACUAGGGACAUCAAAGCUCAAGAAGCCGAGGAGUAUGAGAGGGCUACGAGGUACAACUACACAAGCCAGGAGAAGUUUGCACUGAUCGAGGUAAUCGCAAUGAUCAAAGGCCUUCAGGUACUGAUGAAUAGGAUGGAGAGUGUCUUCUGCGAGGCGAUCCUCAGGACAGUGUAUGCAGAGAUGCAAGACUUUGUUCAACUCACUCUACGAGAGCCGCUGAGGGUGGCAACCAAGAAGAAGAAGACUCUUGUAGUCAGUAUUAUCCGAGCCGUUAGAGAGACCUGUGCUGAUUGGCUGAGAGGGGUAGAACCCAACGACCCCGCCCUGAAAGGAGAGAAGGAUCCAAAGAACGGAUUUUCAUUCGACGUGCCCAGGAGAACAGUCGGUCCAUCAAGUACACAGCUAUACAUGAUGCGAACCAUGCUGGAGUCACUGACUGCGGACAAGGGCGGCACUGGCAGGAAGACCUUACGCAAGGAGCUAGAGAGCAUCUUCACGGUGGAGCCCCUGGAGAAGUUCCACAAGAAGACGUUCUUCUUCACCUGUAUGCUCAAUUUCUCAGAAACACUGCAAGCAUGCUGUGAUCUCUCCCAGCUGUGGUACAGAGAGUUUUUCCUUGAAAUGACAAUGGGAGAACGAAUACAGUUUCCAAUUGAAAUGUCAAUGCCAUGGAUCCUGACUGAUCAUAUCUUAGAAACAAAGGAACCUUCAAUGAUGGAGUACAUCUUAUAUCCUCUAGAUCUGUACAGCGACAGUGCUCAGUAUGCACUCACACAAUUCAAAAAGCAGUUUCUCUACGAUGAAAUAGAAGCAGAGGUGAACCUGUGCUUUGAUCAGCUGGUGUACAAACUCAGUGAGCAAAUCUUUGCCUACUAUAAGGCCCUUGCCGCAAGUAUAUUGUUGGACAAGAGAUUCAGGACAGAGUGUCAGAACUUUGGCAUUCAUAUUCUCUAUCCACCUCCAAACAAGUACGAGACAAUACUCAGACAGAGGCAUUUACAGCUCCUUGGCCGUUCUAUAGACCUGAACCGACUGAUCUCACAGCGAAUCCGUACCUCACUCCAACGUAGUCUUGAUCUUGCCAUAGCCCGUUUUGAGAGUAGCGAUUUCACAUCCAUUGUGGAGCUUGACCAACUUGUCGAGGUCAAUCGCUUGACCCAUUCACUCCUGUCCAAGUUUCUGACCCUUUCUGAGUUUGACUCCAUGCUGCGUGAGGCCAACCACAACGUGAUGGCACCCUACGGCCGUAUCACGCUUCACGUCUUCUGGGAGCUCUAUUAUGACUUUAUACCAAACUUCUGUUACAAUGGAUCGACAGAGAGGUAUGUCAGGACGAAGCUGUCGUUCAUUGAUCCUCCUAGCAGAGACAAGCCACCCACAGCUGCGGCAUCCUACCUGUUUGGAUCCAAGGCUCUGAACAGUGCGUACAGCAGGGUGAACAGUCUCUAUACCUCAUUCGUUGGUAUCCCUCAUAUACGGUGCAUGGUGAAGCUUUUAGAGUAUCAGGGUAUUGCUGUCAUCAUGGAAGAACUCCUCAAGAUUGUCAAGGGUCUGCUCCAAAACACAAUCCUCCAGUACACCAGGGUACUCAUUGAAGUGAUGCCCAGGAAAUGCAAGCUACCCAAGUACGAAUACGGAACCAAAGGUGUGGUAGCAUACUACUCAGCGCAUCUCCAGGACAUCGCCCAGUACCCGGAUCUCAAGGUCAACCUCUUCCGGAACUUCCAGGAGGUCGGCAACACCAUCAUCUUCUUCCGUCUGAUUGAGCAGAGUCUGGCCGUAGAAGAGGUCUGUGACCUUCUCCAUGCCUCCCCCUUCCAGAACAUCAUCCCAAAGCCACAUGUCAAAGCCGGUGAGAAGCUAGAGGUAAAACUUAAGAGACUGGAGGCUGGCUUUGCACCUCUCCACGUUGUUCCUGUUAUAGAGAAACUUGGAUCACAAGAGCAACUUGCUGACACGCGAGAGGGAGACCUGCUGACGCGUGAGCGUCUCUGCUGUGGGUUGAGCAUGUUCGAGGUGGUGCUGUCUCGGAUCCGUAGCUUCCUUGACGAUCCCGUCUGGUCCGGUGAGGAACCAAUCAAUGGAGUGAUGAACAUCGACGAGUGCACCGAGUUCCAUCGGCUCUGGAGCGCCAUUCAGUUCGUCUACUGUCUACCUCUCAAGGAGAACAACUUUACACCAGAGGAGAGUUACGGAGAAGGUCUUAACUGGGCAGGCUGUACCCUGAUCACUUUGUUGAAUCAGAAGAGACGGUUUGAAGCUCUUGAUUUCAGCUACCAUAUCCUCAAGAUCAAUAAGGUGGACAAUGUGAAUGAAGACAUCAAUGGCAUUCCCGUUGGCCGUCUUGUUGACCGUAUACGGAAGUACCAGAUCCUCAAUGGACAGAUCUUUGCAGUCCUUGGUAAAUACCUGAAGGCUGGAGAAGGAGAGAAUCCUCCGGUGGAGCAGAUCCGAUGCUACAAGCCACCCAUCCACCAGUCUGUCAUGGAAGGCAUGUAAGGAUAUCCUCAAGAGACCUGAAGGCUACUCUAGGAAAUUCCUGGAUAGCAUUGUAUUAUGUUUGGACAAGCUGAAAACUGUUAAAAACCACCCAUCCAUUAACCAGUCCGGCCUUGAAGGCAUGUAAGGAUAUCCUCAGAGACCUAUCGACUACUCUUGGAAAUUCCUGGAUAAAUGCAUGUUCAUUGUACAGACAAACUAAAAUCUAUUGAUAAUGUCCCAUCGACCAAGAAAGUCUGUCAUGAAAGCUAUGUAAGGAUAUCUUCAGAGAACUUUCAGCCUGAAGUCUACUCAAGGAGAUUCCAAAUAUGUCUUUACAUUUAAGAACAAGCUGAAAACUUUUGAAAACCACCUCCCAUCCACCAGUCUGUCAUGGAAAGCUUGUAAGAUCAUCAGAGACCCAAAGGCUACUCUAGGAAUUUCCAGAAUAGUUAUCUUCAAUGUAUGGACAAGCUUUAAAAACCUCCCAUCCAUCAACCAGUAAGGUCUUGAAGGCAUGUAAGGAUAUCCUUGAAGUCCAACAAUCUGAAUUCCCUCUAGGAAUUUCCAGAGUAAAUAACUUCAGUGUUUGUACAUCUUCAUUGAUUGGACAUCUGAAAUCUUUGAGAAAUGUACAUGGAAACUUCCCUCCUAUUAGCCAGGUAUUAAAGUCAUGUAAGGAUAUUCUUAAAGACCUAUCAACGUGAAUGCCACUAAAGGAAUUUUUUUAGAAGGUAUGUUCAAAGAAUGGACAAGCUGAAAACUAUUGAAAAGCUCCCAUCCACCAAACCACUCAGUCAUGGAAGGAAUGUAAGGAUAUCAUCAACGACCUAUCACCAUAAAUGAUAAUGAUAUCUCCCAAGAUUUUUAACCUGAAAGCUACUCCAGUAAUUUUCUGAAUGAGUAUCAAGGAUUUCUCAAAGUCCAAUCAGUAUGAACGUUCAGGAAUGAUGUCCCCAAAGGCCUAUCAACAUGAAUACCAGUCCCGGAAUUUCCUGAAUGGGUACUGCACAACAAUGGCUGCUCAACAAAUUUAAUUGACCAUUUUCUGAAAAGGGAUAAAUGGCCAAGCUGAAAUAAUACAUUGACAAAUAUGUAAAUGGAGACCCUUAGUCCUACAUACAGAAAUAUCUCUUGACCAAAAGACAUGGAAGGAGUUUGGAAGUGACCUAUCAACCUGAUAAAGGAGAUUGACUUAGGUUCUUCAGUCUUUUUUAUUGAAUGGGCAAGCUGUAUAAGGCAUCAAAUCUAAUAGUCAAAUCACCAAAGGCAAGCAAGGAUAUCGUCUAAAAACCUGAGAAUGCACAAGAAAUGCCCGGCGGAUAUAUUCUUAGGAUACGGACCCAGAAAUACUCAGAAGUUGCUAUUUCUCUUUGAAUGUCUUUGAGGGGAGAUGUGAUGAUCUGUGAGUCAUAGAAAGGCAUUUCUUUCUAAACACCAUCCACAUGUGCACAUUAUUCACAUCGUAGGAUAUUCACCAUGUACAGAUGUGACAAUUAAAUUGGUAAAAUAAGUCUUUAUGGUGCUCGAAGAUGCUUAUAUCUAUCAAUUUGUCAGAUUUAUUACCAUGGGAGCUGAUAAAAUCCCACAAAACAGCCAAUAUCCUAAGUAGAUGAUGGUAGUGAGGAAUGAUAUGUAUUUCUCUGAUUUUUUUUUUUAGUUUUUCUUUUGUCCUAUUGCAUGAUAUUUCAUUCAACCUUUAUGGAUUUAAGAGGUUGAUAGUGAUCCCCGAAUCUUUAAAAGAGAUCUAUUCAAAAUUAACUUUCCAUUUUUAGUACUGGUACAUGAAUAUUCUGUACAACUUCUGGUAUUGUUCACCAAAAAGAAUAGGAUGUUAUGCAAAGGGAUCAAUAUGCAUGCAGUUUAUAUUCGGGUAUUGCACAGGGUAUGUAUUGUAUGUACACACCCACAUAGACACUUUGUAUUUGAUAUACAAUCCUUUUGUAUUCUGUACCUAUUUGAAGUUGUCUGUGAUAGUGUUAACCUAUAUUCCUUAAUACAAUUACACCCUUAGUUCCUCCAAAGUUUUGUUGUGUUUAUGUUCGAUCUUUAACCCUUACAGAUUUUAAUUGAUAUAUAAUAUAUGUAAAAAUAUCACUACAUAUCAAACAAAUGUAAUAUCUUUUUGCCACUUGCAAUUUUUUGCCACUUAUAUGUACAGGCAGUGAAUAGGAGAAAAAAGUGGUGUUUUUAGGGACUUUAUUGUGGAAUUCCAUUGAUGACAAGUAUAGCCUUUUAUAUCAUUUUGGUACGAGAUGAACUCGCUUUUCAGUCUUGGAAUGAAGGCCAGAAAUCAUAUGUAAAUUGUUGUUUGAAAACCAAAUAAUUGUAUAUACCUAAAACUUACAUGUGUGCUGCCCGCAACAGAUUUUAAAAUUAAUAGCAAGAAGGGAGAAUAAACGCUUCCCUGUGGCACACACGUAUCACACAAAAUGUUAAAUGUGAUUUUAGUGUGGCUUAAGAAAUUAAACAAUUUAUUUAUUACAGAAUUUUUGUCAGAAGUGAGUGGAAUUUUUUGGUCAUGUUCUUUGUGAAAUUUUCAAAGAAAGGUCUGUAUGUUGUUGCAAUUGUAUUACUAUAUAAUGUACAUAUUUAUUGUUUAUGUUUAGUAUGUAUGGUGGUGUUGCAAAGUGGGAAGAGCUUUUCCUGCAUCAGGAUUGAGUAAUGUUGAAAACUACAUAGGCGAGGAUGCAUUUGAUAAGGUAUAACUUGUUUAUAUAAAGAAAUACAUUUUUAAACUACAUGUAAUAUAAAAUCUCAUCGUUGUCAUCAUUGAACGGAAGAAGUAGGAAUCCCUGUCGCACUUCUGGCCGUUCCAUUGAAAUAAAGCUUGUGCAAGUCCUUAAACGACUAACUCGCAUGUGUGGAGGGUGGACUUUAUAGGAAGAAUUAAUAAUAAAAAUAAUAACAGCAUAUUUAUCCAGGGUAGCCACUUCAGUUCCAUAACUGUUCUCCCAUUUUGCACUGUUAUGAUUAUUACCCUGGCUUUCGCUGGGCUGCCUAGGAUUUGGUGUAAGGAGGACCGGUGUUUUGUCCAGUCUAUUUUUUAAAAAGCUAAGGUAGAUGCCCGGACUACAAAAGAAGGAAGACUGUUCCAGGUGUCGAUCUCUCCCCGAUUGAAUCCGUUUAUAACUUCUGAGUUCCUUCUAUAUUUGAAGAGUUUCAUACGAUGACCUUGUCCUUGAGUGCUACUCUGAACUAGUCUGCAGGCUCAGACCCCGAUUGAAACUUUGAUCAACAAGUGGGUCUUUGCACAAGACUAGCACAGGCCAUUGUAGGCUUCGCAGGGUUUGCACAGCAGACUAACUGAACUAUAGGAGUGAAGUAGUACAGACCAGGAUCAGAGUUCCUCUUAUCAUUUUGUGGAUUUUCUUAAGCAACUUAACAUUUUAAUGUGAAAUGAACAUGCUGCAAAGUUUGGAACACAGGAGGGCAGUUUUUCUGUCACAAGUUGAUGCUUCAAGGGGCGCCAAAUUAAGGAUUAUUUUUGUCCCAGCAUACUUCUGAGUACGCAGCACCCUAUCUUGGCCAGUUUACCAUAAAUACCAUGGUUGCUUGCUUACAAGCAUUCAUGCUUUCUUAGCAAUCAGGUAAAAAAAUCAUCACCAAUCAAUCAAUAAACAGCAAACUGGUUUGACUUUGCAUGAGCUUCCUUAUCCGAAGUCAGACUUACAAAACUGACUGGUGUCUACUAUCGGAAGAAAUUGAAGAGCAUCAUCAUAUGUACAUGAUAUAAUCAGGCAUAAUGUACGAUGAACCUCAAACAUUUUUCGCCAUUUUAGAUAGUUCAUGACUUCUUUUUCGUCUAAAAAGUUCAGGUAUUGUUGAUCAAAUACCAGGAAAAGAUACAGUAUAGAAGGUGAUUAUCUACAAUAGCCACUCUCCACCCUGGUGUAGUAAGUGGGGAUGAAGGAACUACAUGAGUACUCAAGCACUCGAUCAGGGGAGCCGUGCUAAAACCAGGGUAGUAGUAUGCAGCACUAUAUAAAUAUUGCAUAUUAUUAUCUUUAUUAUUCCAUCAGAAGCGCAUUUUUCUACUUCCAUCAAACUUAACUCAUCCCAUUAAUUUGCAUUCACCCCCCCCCCCCAUCUUUUAAUUGAUGUGGAUCAAUAUCACUGCAAUAUCCACGUGUAUUGGAAACAAGUCUCGGCUUGAUCCACCAUCUUGCUCUGUGUAAAUGUAUUACUCUGUGUGAAUUGUGUAUCUAAAUGAAAUAGUAUUUAUGUGAGUUCAGUAAUCUUUGAAUGUGUAUAAAUAAACAGUAGCUAACAUUUACUUUGUGAGGCUGUUCAAAAGAAUGUUGGGUUUAUCCCAUGUCAUGUUGUAUCAUUAGCCGAUUAUGGUGGCAUGAGUUUUAAUACAUAAACAACCUAAUAUGUUUUUAUUCAUGUCUGCGAAGGAUUGCUAUUACAUGUAAGAUAAUGAACUCUUUGUGGAAAAUCGAUCAUUGGUCAUUUGCCAACAUUUCCCAGGCGAUUAAUGCAAUGUAGACCAGCAAGUUUUUCAUUUUCUUGUCCAAUUCCCCUUUUUCUUUUCACCAGGGGUUACCUAAUCAGAUUGACAACCCACUCAUUCCCACACGGGUCGUGUGGUCCAGUGGUUAGAGCAUUGGGCUCAUAAUCGCAAGGUUGUGAGUUCGAAAUCGCCACUCUGCCAUUGUCUCCACUUUGAUAAAAAAAAGGCCCGAGAGUAAUAUCUGUCAUCUAAAAGGUCAGCCACUAUGACCGAUUAAACUAGAGGUAAAAUGUUUCCUAUAGGUAAUUGGUUAUAUACCAGCUUGGCGUUUACCAGCAAAAAGCUAUUCUGCCGAGUUCCUACGGGAGUUACCAUAAACAGAAACAAAAAAGGGAAUCAAUUAAGGGUUUCAUUUUUUUAAAGAUUAAUUGAAAUUGCAUGAAAAAUGUAGGCACAACAAAAACUGCAUAACUUGUAAAUGCACUACACUUUGAUAAUAGAUCACACAUACAAUUUUUACUUUGUAUUGGUAAUAAUGUAUUAAAAUCAUACAUCAGAAUAAAAUCACAGAUAUGAAAAUUCAUACAUCACAUUAUUCAUCAUACUGCCAAAUUAUACAGUUAUAAUAAAUAUUUCAAUGCAUAUUCAAAUCGCUCAAAUUAUCAAAGUCUGGCAAUUUUCUGUUCUACAAAUCAAUCCUUUUGUAUGUUCUUUAUCUUUAUGCAAAAUUUCUACAAAAACUUGAAACUUGGGAUAUGCUUGGAUAAGAAAUGAGAUCAGACUAUUUGCCAACCAAACAUUUUGAUUUUCCAUACAUAAAAAGUCAAGCUAUUAUAUGCUUCAAUGGCCUUCACUUGCAAGCAAGCAUGAAUUUUUUGUAGUUUUUCACAGAGUACAAUUAUCACGUAAAAAAUUUAAUAAAACUCACUGUUUAUAAUCAUGUACUCCGAUGUAGAGUAAACAUUUAUCAUGAAAUGUACUUGUAAACAACACAGCAAUUCAUUUCCGUUUUUCAUAAUAAAAGUGGUGAAUUUCACAAAAAAUUACAACAUA
This is a messenger RNA of Lytechinus pictus (painted urchin), 9498 nucleotides long. RefSeq names its product cytoplasmic FMR1-interacting protein 1 homolog. The transcript is spliced from 29 exons. The record is from RefSeq and is a predicted model, not a curated record. Gene Ontology annotation, cellular component: neuron projection; SCAR complex; synapse. Bases 198 to 4010 code for a protein of 1270 amino acids. Gene Ontology annotation, biological process: regulation of translation; regulation of actin filament polymerization; cell projection assembly. NCBI's taxonomy places the organism in Eukaryota, Metazoa, Echinodermata, Echinoidea, Temnopleuroida, Toxopneustidae. Gene Ontology annotation, molecular function: small GTPase binding; RNA 7-methylguanosine cap binding.